Oldenlandia corymbosa var. corymbosa is the source of this 1902-nucleotide messenger RNA. Lineage: Eukaryota; Viridiplantae; Streptophyta; Magnoliopsida; Gentianales; Rubiaceae. The record is from the annotation of a GenBank genome assembly.
AUGUCUUGGAAUGAGUCGACUCGGUAUCAAAGGCCCACUCGACCCACGUACCUUCCACCCCACCUCCGCGAUCAGCCCCCCAUAACCGACUCCAUUUCCUCCUCGCCUUCCCGUUCGCCUCGAUUUGGCCGGGGACGGGGACGUGGGCGCGGUUCUCGAACUAGAGCGCCAAACCAGGACCGAUCAUGGGGCGGAGGAAGCGGCGGAGGCGACCGGUUCAGGGAAACCUUCUCCGACCCUGGCCCGGGUCCAUAUCCGUACUCUCAGUCUCAGGCACAGCCAUUCCGGUCUUCCGAGAGGUUUGAUGAGCUCGAGGUCGUAGAAGAGGGUCUUUCAAACGUCAACCUCGACGCUUACGACGAGACGCCGGUGGAGACCAGUGGCUUUGACGUUCCGCCUCCGGUGACGUCAUUUGCCGAUGUCCAUUUCAGCGCCGCGCUCAUGGAGAACAUCAAGCGCUGCAACUAUGUGAAGCCGACGCCCAUACAGCGCUACGCAAUUCCGGUGGCCAUGGCCGGACGGGACCUCAUGGCCUGUGCUCAGACUGGGUCCGGUAAAACAGCCGCCUUCUGCUUCCCAAUUAUUAGUGGGGUAUUGAAAGACCACGCUAAAACCCCCGCUCAAAUCCUAGCGGAAGGCAGGGGAAUGAACUUGAAUAUGGCCUGUCCUUUGGCCCUCAUCCUUGCCCCUACCAGAGAGCUGUCUUGUCAGAUACACGAUGAAGCUAAGAAGUUUGCGUACAAGACAGGGGUGAAGAUUGUGGUGGCAUACGGAGGAGCUCCAAUUGUUCAGCAGUUUCGUAAUCUGGAAAGGGGUGUUGACAUCCUAGUUGCCACUCCUGGGCGCCUGGUUGAUAUGAUAGAACGAGCUAGAGUGUCGCUUAGGAAUGUGAAGUUCUUGGCUCUAGAUGAGGCUGAUAGAAUGCUGGAUAUGGGGUUUGAGCCUCAAGUUCGGAGAAUUGUCCAGCAAAUGGAAAUGCCACGUGCAGGUGUCAGGCAGACUAUGCUUUUCAGUGCCACAUUCCCUACUGAGAUACAAAAGCUUGCGUCAGAUUUUCUGUCGAACUACAUCUUUCUAUCUGCUGGAAAAGUUGGAUCCAGCACUGAUCUUAUAGCUCAAAAGGUGCAAUUUGUUGCUGACAUGGACAAGAAGAGUCGGUUGAUGAGCCUACUUAUAUCUCAGAGAUCAAAUGGCUCUCAAGGGAAGCCUAUUUUAACCUUGGUGUUUGUGGAGACUAAGAGAGGAGCAGAUGCUUUGCAGCAAUGGUUAUCCAUGAAAGGAUUUCCUUCCAUUGCUAUACAUGGUGACAAAGUACAACUGGAAAGAGAACGAGCACUGAGAUCUUUUAGGACCGGAGUGACGCCAAUCCUGGUAGCAACAGAUGUGGCAGCUCGAGGCUUGGACAUUCCACAUGUUGCUCAUGUGAUAAAUUAUGACCUGCCUAGAGACAUAGACGACUAUGUGCACAGGAUUGGCCGGACUGGACGUGCUGGUAAAUCUGGACUAGCCACUGCAUUUUUCAGUGAUAAAAAUGCGCCCCUGGCAAAGGCUCUUGUUGAGUUGAUGAUGGAGGCAAACCAAGAAGUUCCUACCUGGCUUUUGGAAUAUGCUGAGACAUACAGCAGCAGCUUCACUCCUCGAGUAAACCGCAGCAGUGGCAUAAAGUUUGGCGGGCAUGAUUAUAGAAGAGGUGCUUCCACCGGUACUGAAAACUAUGACUAUUCAAACCAGAUAGCAGAUCGUAGAGAUGUUCAACCAUAUGGUGCUGGAGCCUCAAGCUCAUAUUCCUGCCAUUCCUCUGAUGCUGGUUAUUCUAGUCCUGCCAGAGCAAAUUCCUUUGGUGAGGGCUUGUACAAUCACAUGUAUGGCUACAACCCUGUUAUCGCCGGGGGUUUAAACUGA